AAUCUGGAUUCUCUCCCGUCCCUCCUGCAGGUCUCCAAAGUGAACGGACUGACGCGGGCCGGUGCCAAAAAAGCGAAAGACUACCGACUGCCGUCCAAAACUGUGAAGUACACAGCCUCCGUGUCCAAGGGCCACGUCACGUACACCAAAGCCAAACGAGAACUGGUCAAGAAAGCCAAACUGAACCAGAGCAAACACAGCCCGGCGUCCACCGCCACCAACAAUCACCCCUACCCCCCCCCACCCUCCGGUGCCAGCAACGGUCACCACCAGCUUGCGCCCCUCGCCAACUCAGGAAAACCCCCCCAGUACAGCAAUGCAAAAACCCGCAAACAGGUGCUACUAUCCAACGGGGCGGCGCACAAGGUGGCCAACGGGGCGGGCGCCCGCCUCAACGGCCGGCUGAACGGGCAGCGCCACGCCGCCGGCCAGGACGGGGAGGGGCAUCAGGGCCGCGAGGGCCUGCGGAACUCCAAGCGGCGCCUGGAGGUGGCGCUCACGAGCCUGGGGGCGGGGCCAGGGGGCAAGGGGAAGGUUUCGGCCGCGGAGGGCAAGAAGGCCAAGCUGCUGCAGGCCGCGCCCCUGGAGACGCGCAGCAAGAAGGCGUCCAAUCAGGAGAAAGCCGCCGCCCUAGCCGCCGCCGCCGCCCCCGCCUCGGUCCCCAACGGGCACGCCGGCGUCACGGAAACCCCUCCGCCCGCCCCCCCUCCUCCUCCUCCCCCCCCGCCGCCCCCCGCCCCGCCCUCCUCCUCCUCACCAGCAGCCAAUCCGGAGCCGGAGCGCCAGCGGCCCAAGCGGGCGUCGGCCGGCAAACUGAUGUUAAUACGACAAGCACAGCAGCAGAGCAGGUCUCACAGCAGAAGCCACUCCUCCCCCUCCUCCUCCUCCCCGGGCCCCCACCAGAACCAGGGCCGGGCCGCCGCCGCCACCACUACCUCAGCCCCCCAGCCUCCCAGCCCCGCGCCGGGGAACACCCCGCCCAAACCGGCCGCCGAGCCCCGGGCCGACCGGGAGAAGGAGCGGGAGCGCGAGCGCAGCCGGGCGGGCUGGGCGGCUCUGGCCGAGGCCCCCGUGUGCCGGCCGGCCCCCCGCGAGUUCCAGGACCCCCUGGUGUACCUGGACGCGGUGCGGGAGCGGGCGGAGGCGGGCGGCGGCGUGUGCCGCGUGGUGCCGCCCGCGGACUGGAGGCCCGAGUGCAAGCUGAGCGAGGAGAUGCGCUUCGUCACGCAGGUGCAGCGCGUGCACAAGCUGGGCCGCCGCUGGGGCCCCAACGUGCAGCGGCUGGCCUGCAUCAAGAAACACCUCAAAUCUCAGGGCAUCGCCAUGGACGACCCGCCGGUCAUCGGUGGCUGCGAGGUGGACCUGGCGCGCUUCUUCCAGCUCAUCAACGACAUGGGCGGCAUGCAGCAGGUGAUGGACCUGAAGAAGUGGAGCCGCCUGGCCGACCUGCUGCGCAUCCCCAAGUCGGCCCAGGACCGGCUGGCCAAGCUGCAGGAGGCCUACCUGCAGUACCUGCUCUCCUACGACUCCCUGAGCCCCGACGACCGGCUGCGGCUGCAGGCCGACGUGCUGCGGGAGAAGGAGGCCCUGGAGCGCCGCCGCGGCCCCCUGGAGGGCCACUCGGACCCCCAGGGGCCGGCGCUGGGCCUGGCGCUGGGCCUGCCACGCUACGAGCCCAAGAACGGGCUGGCCGGCGGGGUGCUGGGGGCCGCCGUGGGCGCCGCCCACCACCACCGCCACCGCAGCAACGGCGUGUGCGCCGGGGGGCGGCCCAAGGAGCUGGACGGCGGGCCGCAGGGGAAGGUGGGGCGCCGGAGGCUGUUCGCUCAGGAAAAACGCAAGGAGGAGAGAGAGAGGGGCGAGGAGGAGGAGGAGGACGAGGAGGAGGAGGAGGAGGAGGAGGAAGAGCGCGGGGUUCUCUCUGACCAGCACAAGUGUAUUUAUAAGGGGAAAUCGGUGUCGCUGACCAACUUCUUCAGGAUAGCCAGAAACACCAUGACCAUGUGCUUUAACAAGGAGCCUGGAGCCAGUGAGGUCGAGCAAGAGUACUGGAGGAUAGUGGAGGAGCGCGACUGCCACGUGGCAGUGCAUUAUGGGAAAGUGGACACGAGUACGCAUGGGAGCGGCUUCCCUGUGGGAAAGUCAGAGCCAUUUUCAAAACACGGAUGGAACCUCACCGUCCUUCCCAACAACUCUGGAUCCAUUCUGAGGCAUCUAGGUGCUGUUCCCGGGGUGACCAUUCCAUGGCUGAACAUCGGAAUGGUCUUUUCUACCUCAUGCUGGUCUCGAGACCAAAAUCGCCUUCCAUACAUUGAUUACUUACACACUGGUGCUGACUGCAUUUGGUAUUCCAUCCCUGCUGAGGAGAAAAGUAAGCUAGACAAGGUGGUGCACAGGCUGCUGCAGGCCAACGGCACCCCCGGCCUGGAGAUGCUGGAGAGGAACAUCAUGAUCUCUCCGGAGCUGCUGUGUCGCGAGGGCAUCCAGGUGCAGCGCACGGUGCAGCAGAGCGGCCAGUUCGUGGUUUGCUUCCCGGGGACCUUCGUGUCCAAGGUGUGCUGCGGCUACAGCGUGUCGGAGACGGUGCCCUUCGCCACCCCCCAGUGGAUGAACCUGGGAUACCAGGCUGCUAAGGAUCUGAAGUGUCGUCACAUAGCCAAACCCUUCUCCAUGGAGAAGCUCCUGUACCAGAUCGCCACGGCCGAGUCCAAGCGUGACAACGGCGUCCUCCUGACCGCCAUCUCCGCCCUCCUCAAAGACCUCAGGAACAUAGAGAUGAAACAGCGGCAGGAGCUGUUUGAGGCGGGGCUUCUCUCCUCCGCCCGCUACGGCUCCCACGACAACAACCAGGCGUUCGGCGACAGCAGGAAGAAGCCGCGCAAGUGGCCGGCGCUGGAGUCAUCAGAGCGCCGCUGCCAGAUAUGCCUGCACCUGUGUUACCUGUCCAUGGUGGUCCAGGAGAAUGAGAAUGUCGUGUUCUGUUUGGAAUGCGCCCUGCGCUACGUGGAGAAACACAAGUCCUGCAGAGGCCUAAAGAUGAUGUACCGCUAUGACGAGGAGCAGAUCAACAGCCUGGUGAGCCAGGUGUGUGGGAAGGCCGUGGUGAAGAAGGGGGCCGUCCUGGAGGCGUGUAACGGGGGCAGCCCCAUCAAGCGGCCCAAGCGCGGCCCCCGCAAGCGGGCCACGGUGGAGGUGUCCCUGUCCCGCAUCUCGCCCGCCCACCUCGCCAAGAGCUCUGCCACGGCCGCCGUGUCCUGAGGGGGGGGCGGGGGCCGUCCGAGGUCCUCGUGCCCCUCCCCUUUCUUACUUUCGAGAAUCACUAGAGCCCCCGUUUCUUUUUCUUUCUUUUUUCCACAAAUUGAUUUGAAGCUUUUAAUGCCCCGUUCCCCUCCCCUCCCUCCCCCCCAAACACACACAGACACGUAGACGUCCCCAAAAAUGACCUCCCCGUCCCAUUUCACACCCACCCCCCUUAGUAUGGCAACCUUGUUUUUAAGAGCAAGCUGUCUUUUUUGCACUAGCGCGAAAGAAGUUCGUUUUUUGUUUUGAGGUUCCUUUCAUUUGUUUUGUGGUUUGCUGGUUUUGAAGUUGUCCUUAGCAUUAAGUGAUAGGUUCACAGGUACAAGUGACGCCCCCCCCCCCCCCCACUUCACCUGCCAAACCAUCACCUGACACCCCCCCCCCCCCCCCCAUUUCUGAAUAGGUCAAUUUGGUGACCUGUCAGCUGUCUGACUCCGCCCCUUAGACUGCAUUCUCUAAUCCCCUGCCUCACCAUCGCGUCACUGUGAACUGUGAACACAAGGUGGAACAAGAAGAGCGGUCUUUUGCUAGUUUUUUUAUUGAAACGACACGAGUAGUACCCAAAGUCUGACUGUCUUGAUGCAGCUCCUGGUCGAAAAGGGGGGAGGUGAUCCCAGGUGAAACUUGAAAGACAGACGUUGUUUUUUGGCUGACUUUUUUUAUUUGGAUUUUAGCUGUCAUUCAUUUUAAUGUUUUGUUUUUUGUUUUUUUGCGAAGAUCUUCUGUCUUUUCUACUUAUUCCUCAAUCUUUCUUUCCCUUGGUGGACAUGAGGCAGGCAGGGCAACGUCAGUUUGACCCCAAAAAGGAGGCUGCCGCUGGUCUCUCACUUCCUGGUUGUAUGGAGGGAUCCCUCUUUUGCUAGCGAGUGAAAACUGUGCCUAAUACUUAGCAAGGAGAUCCAUUGUUUUUGGUGCUGUUGGUUAUUAUUACUGUAUAACAAUACAAAAGAAAAUAUUGGGGGCGCACCGGCUACCAGUCGGCAUGCCCCCUCCCACAGGUCGGGGAAGCUCUUAGGCCUCUCUCCGGUUCUAGAUGUGCAAUCGUGUUAACAUUCCAUUCUUCCAGUCCUCUUGUUUCAGCUGUACCAGUAAACAUUAAUUAUUAUAUAUUAUUAUUAUUAUUAUUUUGUGUUUUUGAUUUGUUUAGUUUUCUUGUUCUGAUGUGCUAUCUCGAGUAGAGCCACUAGUCAAAGAGUGUAAAAUGUGAAAUAUGAAAGUCCAAGUUUUUUUUUUUCUCCUCUGCUUUCUGCUUUUUCCCUUUUCCAAAUGUUUAAUGAGUGAUUUAGCAGAACGUUCUGACACAAACAACAUCAACUUUUGUACAUAAUCCUGUAAAUGUCUUUAAAUACUUGAGCCUUGUUUUUUGGGGUGAAGGAAGAAAGGAAGAGAGAGGAAGGUUGGGGAGGGGAGUGCUCGAUGAAGAAAAAGCCUUACACUUCAAUUUCUUCAUCCGUGUGAGUUUGAUGCUUACAGGGUCGCUCUGGUCCCGUGUAUAAAGUUUUAAGUGCUGCUUAUAUCACUAAGAAAGAGGAUAGGGAGUAGCGACGCCCCCCCCCCCCCUUUUUUUUUUUUUUUUUUAGUUUUGUUUGUUUAGCUUUACUUUUUUAAAGAAAAGGGAAAAAUAUGUUCACAAAAAAAUCCUGGGUUUUUACAUUUUCAUUACUGAAAAUUCAACAAUGUAGUAGCUACUCAUGUUGCACUGAGCUUGUCAGUGGUGACUGUCAAGGAAAAUCCUAUAAUCCAGUUUGUUGGUUGUCGUCCCUUGCAGAAGACUGAACUGUUUUAGGAGUAUUUAAGGAAAUGCCAAGUCGGGUGUUUUCAACAAAAAAAACCUAAAAAACUAAAAACAUGGUUGUCAAGUUUUUAUGGCCUUACAAUGUAAUCUAUUCAUACAGGAUUUUUUUUUCUUUUCUUUUUUUUGCAGUUUGAUAUUUUUUUUCUUUUUUUAUACAGUCUAAACUAUUUGCUCAAAAUCUGGUCUCUGGCGAGUUAAUUUAUUAGCGCAGCAUUUUAGCCUUUCCCUACACUUGGAAGGCAUUUCAUGUUGGUUAUAUUGACUGUUUUUUACUUUUGCAGUUUGUACUUAAGGUUUAAUAAAAACGUAUGGACAAUUCCCUGUCAUUUUU
This is a messenger RNA of Osmerus eperlanus (European smelt), 5426 nucleotides long. RefSeq names its product protein Jumonji-like. Lineage: Eukaryota; Metazoa; Chordata; Actinopteri; Osmeriformes; Osmeridae. Gene Ontology annotation, biological process: regulation of gene expression; chromatin remodeling. Gene Ontology annotation, cellular component: nucleus; chromatin. Gene Ontology annotation, molecular function: DNA binding. The record is from RefSeq and is a predicted model, not a curated record.